Molecule: messenger RNA, 355 nt
Organism: Staurois parvus
Lineage: Eukaryota; Metazoa; Chordata; Amphibia; Anura; Ranidae
Source: the annotation of a GenBank genome assembly
AUGGGGCCCCCGGGCAAUAGGGAUCAUGGGGCCCCUGUGUCCUUGCCCAAACUCAAAAAAAGCCUAUGAAAAAGGUACCAGGGGCAUUUCAUGGGGCCCUUUACUGACCCCGGGCCCUCGGGCAACUAGGAUCAGAAACAUGCUUGAGGUCAUCCUAGUCCCUAAUAUGUGUGUGCGCAGGGGCGGACUGACAAAUCAUGAGGCCCCCGGGCAAUAGGGGAUCAUGGGGCCCCUGUGUCCUUGCCCAAACUCAAAAAAGCCUAUGAAAAAGGUACCAGGAGCAUCUCAUGGGGCCCCCUACUGACCCCGGGCCCUCGGGCAGUGCCCAAGUUUCCAAAUGGUCAGUCCGCCCCUG